Molecule: messenger RNA, 1283 nt
Organism: Anopheles arabiensis
Lineage: Eukaryota; Metazoa; Arthropoda; Insecta; Diptera; Culicidae
Product: tetraspanin-6-like
Exons: 5
Coding region: 423-1184 (253 amino acids)
Cellular component (GO): membrane
Source: RefSeq, a predicted model, not a curated record
UUCGAAAGACUGUGUGCGAAAUAAUUCCGAUUUAAUUACUCUGCCACCUAGCACACCCGGAAUGGCAAUGAACAGUGAAGCAUUGAUUGCGAAUAAUUUCACCACCCAGCGCUUUGUCCACACUUGCUCCCGAUAAACCGAAAUCGGGCGGGAUUAGCGGGGCAGGUGAUUAAGAUAUCGACAGGACACGACGCACAAUAAGCGGAGAUAAAACCUCCGAUACGAUGGACUGUGUUUUUCUUCUUCUCUUACAGCCAUUCGGUGUGUGAGUCAAGGAAGACUAGGGCGAGCGUUUAUCUGCUGCGAUUUUGCCAUUCCUCACUGCUGGUCUGAUUGAACGGGAGCGGACAGUCGGUUUUAUUCUUUUCAAAGCGGGGUAGUAUCAAUUUUAAGUGCAAAGGAUCGAAUUCGAAAGCUUCAAAAUGCGGUCUGGUCGCAGGGCGCUCAACAUGAUCAAGUAUCUGAUUCUGAUGCUAACGUUUAUGUGUGUCGUGAUCGAAAUCAUACAAAUCGUGGUCGGUGCCGUCCUGCAUCGACUGUUCGCGACGUACACCGUGUUCAUUGACAACGACUUUGUGCGUGCCACUCACUUCCUGAUAGCGGUCGGUAUCGUGCUAGUGUUUCUAUCGAUAUUUGGCUUUGCCGGUAUUAUUUUCGAAAAUGUGAUAAUGAUCUUUUUGUACUCGGGCAUGUUUGGUUUGAUGGUUAUACUUGAAAUCAUACUCGCGUCGGCCGCCUUUUCGAUGUACAACCGGGUGGACAGUAUGCUUACCCGCCGGAUGAACAUCGUAAUACAGCAGUUCUUCUCGGAUAGCUUUAUGCGGGCAAGCUUCAACCACAUGCAGAAUGAGAUGAACUGUUGCGGCAUUCAAUCGUACGCCGAUUGGGCCAACUUCCAUCCGGAGCGUGAUCUGCCCAACUCCUGCUGCCGGCGGGUGGAUGAUGGCUGUAUGCCGCACGAGCGUGGCUGCCAUGCGCCGAUGUCGGAUUUUAUUGGCUCGCGCAUCCACAUGAUCGCAACCGGUACGGUAAUUAUUAUCGUGUUUCAGGUGAUUUGUAUCGUUACGGCCAUCAUUAUGGGGGCGCGGCUGUCCAAGUACAAGCAGCAGCUGAGGGCGGCCAGUAUGAGCCCGGGCCCGGUGACGGCACCCGAGCCCAUCAUGACCGAGAAGCCGAAAUAUUGAUAGAUUGGAGGAGUUUUUGGUCUACCGGACAAGAGAGUAUGGGUUUUUUGUACGUUAUAAAUGUAGAAUGUAGCGGGAACAGAUGGGAAAAUAAAUAAA